Drosophila mojavensis is the source of this 400-nucleotide messenger RNA. It is a transcript of the gene mRpL34, whose product is annotated as 39S ribosomal protein L34, mitochondrial. Gene Ontology annotation, biological process: translation. NCBI's taxonomy places the organism in Eukaryota, Metazoa, Arthropoda, Insecta, Diptera, Drosophilidae. Bases 86 to 331 code for a protein of 81 amino acids. The record is from RefSeq and is a predicted model, not a curated record. Gene Ontology annotation, cellular component: ribosome; mitochondrial large ribosomal subunit. Gene Ontology annotation, molecular function: structural constituent of ribosome. The transcript has 2 exons.
UUGUAUAUGGCAUGUGUACGCUUUCCAAUACUAUUUGUAUCAAUUAUCGAAUACGGUCACACCACAGUCGCAUAACUUACCUAACAUGUUGCAAGGUUUACUGCAGAGAACUUGUGUGUCGGCACUGAACACAGCCCAAACAUUGUUUGUGCGCCAGAAACAUGCCUUUGACCGCGCCGUGCUGAAGCCGAAAGUGCGCUGCCAUUUCCCAAAGCCGCGCGAAGUAAAGCGCAUCAACGUCCACGGAUGGGACGCGCGAAUGUCAACACCAGAAGGCAGACGAGUAUUAAUGCGGCGCAUACUGAAGGGCAGACACGACCUCUCCCAUUAGACUAGGCAAUCAAAUCAAUACAAUACAUUUAACAGUUCACAGUUAAUACAUUUUCAAUUGCUUUUACAA